AUGUCUUCUUACGAGAAGCAGCACUCGGAGAAGCAACAGCCCGAGGGGGUGCAAGCUAUGAUACGGCGGUUCCUGGACGAGAAACGCGCUCUCUCGUUGCAUGUGGAGCGCUUGCAGACGCAGGUGCUUGAGCUGUCGCGUGAUCGCGACCGUGCUAACGACGAUGUGCAGAUUGCCGCCUACGAACUCCAGGUCCUGAAACAACUGCAGGGCGUGGACCACAUGCCUGCGCGGCCCGAGCUCACAGAGGAGCAACAACAGCUCUUGAUGCAGCUGCUGGAGCCGAAGAAGUAUGCCCAAGAGCACCGGCAGCUGCAGCAGAUCCUCCAACAGCAAUUGCACCAGCAACAAGAACAGCAACAGCAACAACACGAACAACGAGAACAACAAGGACGCCAACAACAACAACAGAAACACGCGUCACCAGAUGCUGGCUUUAAGCGGCGGUUCGAGGUGAGCCGACGCCGCACGGAGGUGAUUGACGAUGGCGAGGAGAGCUUUGCCGAUGCUGAGCGAGACGCCAUCAGAGACGUGACACGGCAACCAGACGGCACCCUCCCGCACCAGCAGGUGCAGCAGCUUGAGCACGAGCUUAACACCAUGCGCGAGCGUGCGGACGACAUCAUCAACCAGAAGCAGCAGGAAGUGACGGCGCUGCGCCGCCGCAUCACAGAGCUCUCCGUCAGCAAAGGCGAUCCCCCCGUGUCGCUCGCCCAGCACAUGGACGCCGACCUUGUUGCUGCCAUGCGUAGGGCUGCGCGGUACGCAGCACCAGCGACAGCGACGGCUGUGGAGCGGCUGCUGCUGCAGAUCACCGAGUUUGGCUCCAACCCAAAGACACUCAUCCAGUCUGCCAACGCCAUUACGCAAGUGGCGGAGGAGGUUGCGUCACGCGCGGCGGAGCUUGGUGGCGCGCAGCCAGACGCCUCGGAGCUCAUACGCGUGUGGCGCAGCGAUGGCGACGACGGUGGUGGUGAUGAUGGAGGGGGUGGCGGUGGUGCGCGUGGAGCACACGAUGAAGGAGCCCGCAUACAGGCGCGCAAGUCUGAUCAGCACGGCUGGAAGGAGGAUGAGGGUGGCGCUGCUGCCGCUGCCGCUGCUGCGCAGAUUGCGGAGCUACAGCAGCAACUCGACGACGCAAACCAGUCGCUGGCGGUUGAGCUGCAAGAGGAUAAUGAGCAGUUGCGGUCAACACUCGAGCACGUCACUGCGCAGUUUAAGCACAAGGCCGAGGAGGCGGAGCAGCUGGUGCAGGCCUGCCACGAACUCAAAGGCACGCUUGACCGGCAAUACCACACCAUCAUCAUGGGGGAGACGAACAUCGAGGUGCUGCAGCGUGAUCUGGACAUGCUCACCCGCCGCUACUCAGGGCUGCUCACCGCCCACCCAGCACAGGAGUCUGCGCAGCUGAGCGAGAGCUUCGACGAGUUUCAGCACACGCUGCGCACGUACGAGGCGCGGUUUGCACGUCUGACGCAGACGAACGUCGACCUGCAACAUGUGCUGGACGUGCGAACGAGGGAGGUGCACAAGACACAGGAGGCGCUUGACAGCAUGCGCAUGUCUCUACAGCGCACACGGGUGCAGUUUGAUGACCUGUUUGCCGCACACUGCUCGGUCAACGAGGCGUUUAAGGAGGGGAAACGGACGACACGCGAGCUGAAGGCGGAGGUGGAGCGUUUGCGUGGGGACGCAAGACGCGCAGAGGACCAGGAGAAGGAAUUGCGUCAUGCGCGUGUAGAGUUGCGUCAGGGAGAGCAGGCGGUGGCGCGUCUGCAGCAGCGCGUCAGCUUCCUCGUGGCAGAGCUCAACAAAGAGCAUGAAAAGUGCAAACGCCUGGAAAUGCGCGUGCAACAACUCACCCCAUCCCGACAACAACAACAACAACAACAACAACAACAACAACAACAACAACAACAACAACAACAACACGUGCAUGGUCGUGUGAGCGGGCCAGCGUCGUCGUCACCUGCGUUGGCGCGGCACAACAGCGCCCCGCGAUUGCUGUCCACCUCAGACAACGGAACAGAGGACGCGUGGUCGGUGUCCGAUGAGAGCGAAGGAGACCCGUCUGUUCGCCAGCAAGCAAAGACAACAGCAGCAGCUGCUGCUGGUGAUGAUGGUGAUGGCAGUGAUGGUAGUGCGAGUCGACGACGACGGUCGCGCCGGAGUCACCCAGCAGUGCUGCACAGGCAGGAGUCACGCUACAGCAGCAGCGACAACGACGCGUUCCGCGCAGCCAUAUACGGAGAUGACGCACCCGCGCAUGCACACGGCGAUGUCGAUGAUGUGCAGCACCAGCAUGAGCACGAGCGCGGGCGUGUGUUGCACAGACACGCGGCGGUGGCGACGCAGGAGGAGGGACAUCACGCCGAUUUCCAACAAGGAGUCGAUGGCACGCACCUGCACGCGCAGCCACGAACCCGUGCUCGCGGGGACACGCAGCAGUCGUACCAGCCGUCGCUGUUGGCCGACUCUGACCGCCAAUCGCAACCACGCCAGCAUCGAGAGGAUGGGGAGCAGGAGCAGAUGGGCAGAGACGGCGAGCGGCACUGGUACGUUGAGGAGAUGGAGCUGUUGCGCAAGGAACUGCACACGUUGCGUGUGAACAACGAUGAGUUGCGCGAGGACAAGAGGCAGCUCCAGGACAAGCUAGGCUCCAUCAAGGAGGAGCUAACACAGUGGGAGAACAACUACAACCAGCUGGCCAACGAAUUGCAUCAUGAGCAGGGCGUGCUGACGGAGCGGGUGAAGGAGCACUUGCAGCGGGCAGACACCAUGCUGGCCCGCAACACGGCCACGCGCGACGGUGACGGUGAAGGGGGUGGUGACGAGGGCGCUGCAACAGCAGAGGAGGCAGAGGAGAACGCGGGGAAGAUGGCAUCAAUGUCCAAGACGGCACCGCCCCCUGGCGUGCAGCGGCAACAGGACUCGUGCACCAUUCGCAUGGACGCGCUGCUCAGCGCGCGCCGCGAGCUCAAGGCAGUGACUUCUGAGCGGCAGGCGCUGGUGACGCUGCGACUGGCGAUGGACAAGCAGCUGCAGCACUUGCAGGACGCGCUGGAGGCAACGCUGCAGAGCGAAGAGAAGUUGCACGAGGAGAACACAGCGCUGCACCAGCAGCUGGACACGCGUGUGGAGGAGCUGGCGCGGGCGAAGAAGACUGUGGUGGAGUUGCGACAGGAAAGAGACAGCGCAGCGGAGGCGCGGGCAACGCUGGCGCAGGAGGUUGAAGGGCUGCAUGCACGCAUCGACAGGCUUGCGGCUGAGAAGGACAGCGCGAUGGACGAGAAGCAGCGCCUUGAAGCGAAGGUGAAACACGUGGAGGAGGAGUACAAGGCGGAGAUGGAGGACGUGCGUGGCGAGCUGCGAGAGGCGACACGACAGGUGGGCAGGAUGAAGGCGUUUGAGCUUGAGUUGGAGGGCGCAAAGGAGGAGAAGGAGAGAAUACGCGAUGAGAUUACGCGCAUGCGGGACGACCACGCGCGGGUGGUGGAGGACCUUCGCGCCAAGGUGGACGUGCUUGAGGCAGACAGGCGGCAGCUGCAGCGCGCCAACAGCGACAUGAAGGCGAGCCUCGACCAGCACAUGGUGGAGCACCGCAGCCUGACCACUCUGUACGAGGAGACGCGUGAGCGCAUGGCGCAGCUGGAGAAAAAUGCAUCCUCGCCAACGCCGUCGUACCGCGAUUUGCUGGCCAAGGACUUGUUGGACGCAAAGCAGCGGCUCAGCGGCAUUGAGACGCAGCUCAAUCAGGCGCUCGUGGAGAGGGACGAACUCCAGGCCAAGCUCAAGACGAGCGAUGCUGCGCUGGCGAAGACGCGCCAGGAGCUGCGCGAACUCGAAGAAGCGCACGAGCAGGAAGUUGACUCGCUCUCACGCGAGGCGGACACGCGUGUUGCGGAGUUGAGAAAAGACCUCGGCGGGGAAGUGCAGUUGUUGUCGCGGUCGAAUCGGGAUUUGCGGCAGCGGCUGGCGGACGCCGAGCAGCUCGUGGUAGUGCGUGAUCAGACCAUUGCUGAGCUGCAGGUCACGGUGGACAAGGUGCAGUCUGAGCUGGCGAGCGUGCGCGACUCGCGUCUUGCGUCGUACCACAAUGAGUCGAUCAUGUCGUCUGUACAGGCGCCGUGGGAGCGAUUGAACGAAUCCAUCGACCCUGUCCUCGACGAGCUGGCCGAGCCAACGCCAACCCACAACGUGCACUUUGUGAGCGCGAUGGGCAAGUUGCAGACACUGCUGCAACGCCUCUCCAAGCACGGCACCGGCGCGUCCGCCAUCAUCGGAGACAUCACUGCACAUGUGCAGGGCGAACAAGCACCACCGCAGCAGCAGCAGCAACAGCGGGGCAGUGGGGAGGAUGACGAUGCGUUUAGGAAACUUCUGCACGACCUUGAGGAGCUGAGUCGCUCCUUCUCCAGCACAUCCUUUGCACAGCACGUGUUCCGCCCACCGCGCCUGACCAAGCCCACCGUCCCCAGCGCACCCAUGAGCCCAGCCCGUGGCGGCGGUGGCGGCAGUGGGCUGAAUGGCUCGAUUGCAGGAAGCGAUGCUGGCGACCAGCGGGAGCAGUGGGUGCGCAAGGUUCACGAUCUGACGCUGCAGCUUCAGGAGAGCUCCAUGUUCUGGGUGAACAAGGUUCGCUCUCUCAACAACUCGAUUGACGCGAACAAGAAGCUGAUUGUGGAGACGUUUGCCAAGCACGCCAAGCGCACCAAGGUGCUCGUGCACACGCUGAUGCAGGCGUUUGUAACGACGCUGCAGCACUUGUACACCGUGUACUUCCGCGGGUUUGCGCAGCCGACGCUGAUGGUGGACAUCACAGACUUUAUGCAGCGCAUCCAAGAACAGCUUGCGCUCACCGACUCAAAGUCACCGCGACACCGCCACAGCCGCAGAUAGCAGCGUAGAUAGCAGCAACAGCUCGUGCAAUUGCUGAAUGUUACAUCUGGGUGGUGUGCGUGUGGCACUUGAUAUGAACCUUUUAACCCCGCCUUCCUUCAUUCCUCCUUUCCCUCCCCCCUUCUCUUGCCCUUUCCUUUUUUGUAUUGCUCACUAUGUAGGAUAGCAACGCUGUUUUGUUGCUUCAUUGUUCCUUGUACUUUCUCCGCUUGCUUUGUUGGCUGGUUUUUCUUGUUGGGCUUUUUAUGUUGGUGUGCACCUCACCUUUGUUCAUUGCUUCUGUAUCCAUGAUAGCCGUAUCCCUGUGCGCCUGCUUUCCACCGGACCUGCGCCGUUUCUGUACAUACGGCGUGUAUGUGUGUGUGUUUGUGUGCGUGUGUGUUUGUGUUUGUGUGUGUUUGUACGUUUGUGUGUGUGUGUGUGUGUGUGUGUGUGUGUGUGUGUGUGUGUGUGUGCUUGCGAGAGCUCAGAGACGUUUGAUGACAGCAUGCUCGCUUGGCCGUGUUCACUUGCUGGCCGCUUGCGUUAUUUCUUUCUUGUCAUUGUCAUCUUUAAGUCUAUAUCCACCCACUGUGUAAACCCUUUAGCGUGCCC
Messenger RNA from Salpingoeca rosetta, 5493 nucleotides. RefSeq lists its product as uncharacterized. The coding region runs from base 1 to 4899 and encodes 1632 amino acids. The transcript is spliced from 11 exons. Lineage: Eukaryota; Choanoflagellata; Craspedida; Salpingoecidae. The record is from RefSeq and is a predicted model, not a curated record.